Molecule: messenger RNA, 794 nt
Organism: Juglans microcarpa x Juglans regia
Lineage: Eukaryota; Viridiplantae; Streptophyta; Magnoliopsida; Fagales; Juglandaceae
Product: pEARLI1-like lipid transfer protein 3
Exons: 1
Coding region: 95-577 (160 amino acids)
Source: RefSeq, a predicted model, not a curated record
CUUCAAAUCCUCUAUAUCCUGAUCAUCACAAGUUCUUCUAUUACUUUUCUAGUUUCGAUCUAGCACUAUAAGUACUACUACUAGGGUUUGGGAGAUGGCUUCCAAAAGCUCUGCCUUACUGGCUCUAUUCUUCUCACUCAAUCUUCUCUUCUUUGCACUUGUCACUGCAUGUGGCAGUGGCACAUGCCCUAGUCCAAGGUCAAGGCCGGCCAACCCCAACCCCAACGGUAGGAACCCAAACAACCCGAACCCAAACAACCCGAACCCAAAUAACCCGAACCCAAAUAAUCCGAACCCAAACCCCAACCCUUCCCGGGGUUCAUGCCCUAGGGAUGCUCUAAAACUUGGAGUAUGCGCUGAUUUGCUCGGCGGUUUGCUUAACGUUACCAUAGGCACCCCUCCGGUAACUCCUUGCUGCACUCUCAUCCAAGGCCUUGCUGACCUUGAAGCUGCUGUCUGUCUUUGUACUGUCAUCAGAGCUAAUAUAUUGGGCAUCAACCUCAACAUCCCAAUUUCUCUCAGCUUGCUUCUCAAUGUUUGUUCAAGGAGAGCUCCAUCUGGAUUCCAGUGUGCGUAGAAUUAAUACAAAUCUCGUUUCUUAUUAUUGUAUGUCCAUGGCUUUAAUUUCCCUCGUUUGAAACUAUAAUAUUCUAUUGUUAUGUGUGUGGUGUAAGUGAGAAUCUCUAGCUAGUUUUAAUUCCUUGUUAUAGUUGCUUUCGGAUUUGAGGGAUUAUAAUGAAUAAGUUUCCUUUCUGAUGUUUACCCAUUUGAUUGAAAUGGAAUAUCAAUAUUAU